AUGAAUGUUGAGGUGGCACACAGUGAACUAAACCCCAACACUCGAGUGAUGAAUAGUCGGGGCAUCUGGCUGGCUUAUGCCAUCUUGGUAGGACUGCUGCAUAUGGUUCUACUCAGCAUCCCCUUCUUCUUCAGCAUUCCUGUUGUCUGGACCCUGACCAAUGUCAUCCACAACUUGUACAAGGCCCAGGCAAUGUAUAUCUUCUUACACACUGUGAAAAGGACACCCUUUGAGACUUCUGUCCAAGGAAAGGCUUGGCUUUUUAUACACUGGGAACAAAUGGACUAUGGACUCCAGUUUACCUCUUCCCGCAAAUUUCUGAGCAUCUCUCCUAUUGUACUCUACCUCCUAGCCAGCUUCUAUACCAAGUAUGAUGCUGCUCGUUUCCUCAUCAACACUGCCUCACUGCUCAGCAUACUGCUGCCUAAAUUACCCCAAUUCCAUGGGGUUCAUCUCUUUGGCAUCAACAAAUACUGAGGAAUGGAUUGAAGAGACCUCCACAG
Messenger RNA from Jaculus jaculus (lesser Egyptian jerboa), 503 nucleotides. Its product is annotated as ORM1-like protein 2. Gene Ontology annotation, cellular component: endoplasmic reticulum membrane. The record is from RefSeq and is a predicted model, not a curated record. Bases 1 to 477 code for a protein of 158 amino acids. The transcript has 2 exons. Gene Ontology annotation, biological process: intracellular sphingolipid homeostasis; negative regulation of ceramide biosynthetic process; ceramide metabolic process. NCBI's taxonomy places the organism in Eukaryota, Metazoa, Chordata, Mammalia, Rodentia, Dipodidae.